CAACCGACUGUGAGUGUUGUUCACGAGUGAACAUGGUCCUAGUGCCCGCAGGCUCUCCUGUUCAUUUUCAAUAAAGCGUUCGUUUUUGGACUGUAAAAGGUGUGUGAGGGGGGACAUGUGUCCCCACCAGAAACCACGCCCCUGGUAGAUAGGAUUAGAAGUUGGAAGGAAAUUUCGACCGCACCCCAUGUCAAGGUCUGACGGCCAUUGUCAAACCAUCAGCCAAUCACAGCCUCUCAUCAGGCCACAGGGGGCGGAGAUAAAGACGAGAAGCGAAAGUGAAAAGACAGAAUCUCUUCUGACUGCAGGAGACAGACAUGGCGUAUCAUCGGCUCGAGGCAGAGGGAGAAGAACUCAGGAUAGCACUGGUUGGGAAAACUGGAGUUGGGAAGAGUGCAGUAGGAAACACCAUCCUGGGAGGAAAAGUCUUUAUAUCUAAGCCAUCAUCCUCCUCAGUGACGUCCGAGUGUAAAAAACAAACAGCAGUGAUUGUUGGCCACACACUGGCUGUUGUUGAUACUCCAGGUCUGUUUGACACCAGAGAAAAUGAAGAGGUGGUGAAGAAGAAGAUCGCUAAAUGCAUCUCAUUCGCUUCUCCUGGUCCUCAUGUGUUCCUGGUCGUCCUCCAACUGCAAAGAUUCACAAAACAAGAAGAGGAAACAGUGAAGAUUCUUCAGACGAUGUUUGGAGAAGAGGCCAGAAAGUACACGAUGGUACUGUUCACCCAUGGAGAUCUGCUGAGGGAGGACGACGUCUCCAUUGAAGAGUUCAUCAGAGAGAAUAAUCCUCUCUAUAACUUCAUCGGGCAGUGUGAUGGAGGAUACCACGUGUUUGACAACCGAGACAAGACCAUCACUCAAGUCAGUGACCUGGUGAGGAAGAUCAAUGUCAUGUUGAAGAGAAAUGGAGGAAGUUUUUACACCAAUGAAAUGUUUGCAGCAGCUGAGCGAGCCAUCAUAAAAGAGACAGAACGUCUGAAGAAAGCACAUCCAGAUAUGGACCAAAAAGAAGUCCGAACACGAGCUGAGGAAGACAAUUCCUUCAUCUCGAACUUUGUGAAAGGCAUCGGAGUUACAUCCAUUGGAGCAGGUGUUGGAGCAGGUGUUGGAUGCAUGUUUGGGGGGGUAGGAGCUGUAGCAGGAGCUAAAGUAGGAGCUGCAGCAGGAGCUGCAGUGGGUGCAUUGGCGGCUUCUGUUGUGGCCGUAAAGAAGAGUGGCGCCUGUGUUAUACAAUGGUCGAGGCCACAACCUGGCGCUGACCUGCGGGUGCUGCUGGUGGGUCAGGAGAGAGUGGGGAAGAGCUCCGCAGGAAACACCAUCCUGGGAAAGGACGAGUUUAAAUGUCGGUUGACCUCCGUACCUCUGACCCUGAGCAGCGAGAAGAGGGACGGGUUGGUUGUGGGUCGCAGGGUGACGGUGGUCGACACCCCCGGACUCUUCAGCACUCGGCUGACGGAGGCCGAGGUGAAAACUCAGCUGGAAGAGGCUCUGAGGCUGAGCGCUCCGGGGCCGCAUGCCUUCCUGCUCACCCUCCAGCUGGGUAGGCUGUCGGAGCAGGAGCGUGGCGGGCUGGAGGCGCUGCAGAGGAUGCUGGGUCCUGACGUCUCCAGACACACCGUGAUGCUGUUUACCUACGGAGACCGACUGGGAGACGAGGACAUGGAUCAGUUCAUCAGCGAGGACCAGAACCUGCAGCAGCUGCUCCGCAAGAGCAGCGGCCGGUUCCACGUGUUCAAAAACAAAGAGAAGAAGGAAAACAGGUGUCAGGUGGAAGAGCUGCUUCAGACGGUGGACGACGUCUCUGAGGGGGGGCAGAAGUUCUACAUCAACACGUCUCAAUCACUGAGUCUCUUGGUCCUUUUCAGGAAUAUCUUCAGUUUCAGUUGGUUGUUUAACGCCAUCGGUUACGUUUUACGGUGGUUUGAGACGCACCUGGAGUGAGACCAGAGGUCUGAGACCAGAGGUCUGAGACCAGAGACCUGAGGUCUGAGACCUGAGACCAGAGGUCUGAGGUCUGAGGUCUGAGACCAGAGGUCUGAGACCUGAGACCAGAGACCUGAGGUCUGAGACCAGAGACCUG
Molecule: messenger RNA, 2079 nt
Organism: Scophthalmus maximus (turbot)
Lineage: Eukaryota; Metazoa; Chordata; Actinopteri; Pleuronectiformes; Scophthalmidae
Exons: 4
Coding region: 318-1940 (540 amino acids)
Molecular function (GO): GTP binding
Source: RefSeq, a predicted model, not a curated record